GUUAGAAAGUCUACGGCUUGAAAAUUUCAAUCGGUGUAAUUCACCCCCAUUGCCGUUGCAAUACAAUUCCAACCAACUUCCACUAAUGGGUUCUCAAGAUUUUGAGGAUUUAGGCAUCUGGGACUAUAUUUUGGACGAUGCUGCUGUUCCAUCACCUUUUGAUUACGAGGUGGUUGAUGAAAAUCCCCUGACAACAAUGGCGGAAUCCAUCGUCUGUUCGAACAGUGUUUCGGGUGAUGUUUUCAGGAUGCUUGAUUGGGGGAUGGAAGGUUGGGGGAAACACGAUGGGGAAGGCAUGACAAAAAAUGGGAGUUGCUCUAAGAGAAUGUCUGCUGCUCCAUUGGAAUUGGACGAGAUUCAGAAGUAUUUCGACGUGCCGAUAACUCAGGCGGCCAAGGAAUUGAAGGUGGGAUUAACGGUUUUGAAGAGGAGGUGCAGGGAACUGAAUAUCAUGAGGUGGCCGCACAGAAAGCUCAGGAGCUUGAAUGCUCUCAUUGAAAAUGUUAAGGGGAUGGGAUUGACGGAUGAGCUGAGGAUGCUGGAGGAGCACAAGAGGAUUCUAGAGCAGCUGCCGGACAUGGAGUUGCCGGAGAGAGCCAAGAGGCUGAGGCAAGCUUGCUUCAAAGCCAACUACAAGAAGAAGAGGACUUGGUGUUUGACUGCGGGUCCAUGAUUUAGUCUGGCUUUAGCUUAUAUGCACAAAAUUAUAGAAUAGAUGAGAAAAUCAGGACAUGUUAUAUGGGUACAACAUGUUAUGAGAGUGAAUCCCACAUCUUCGGGACAAUUGACGAGAUUGGCAUCUUUUCGAUUCAAAAGCGUCAAAAGCUUAAUUUGUGUUGAUGUGAUCUUGAACUAUGUGCCUAGGUAU
This is a messenger RNA of Malus domestica (apple), 868 nucleotides long. RefSeq lists its product as uncharacterized. Gene Ontology annotation, molecular function: DNA-binding transcription factor activity. Lineage: Eukaryota; Viridiplantae; Streptophyta; Magnoliopsida; Rosales; Rosaceae. The record is from RefSeq and is a predicted model, not a curated record.